This is a messenger RNA of Laccaria bicolor S238N-H82, 1692 nucleotides long. RefSeq lists its product as uncharacterized. Lineage: Eukaryota; Fungi; Basidiomycota; Agaricomycetes; Agaricales; Hydnangiaceae. Bases 1 to 1497 code for a protein of 498 amino acids. Gene Ontology annotation, molecular function: serine-type endopeptidase activity. The record is from RefSeq and is a predicted model, not a curated record. The transcript has 4 exons. Gene Ontology annotation, biological process: proteolysis.
AUGACCCGUCUACUUCAGUGGGCCUUGUUGGCCGUCUCCUUCGUUUCCUCCGCUGUCUCCACCCCUCUCUCUACCGCUCCUCAUGUUAUUCCCCAACGCUCCUCAUUAACGCUCGCUCCUCUCGUUGCCGAGCCUCACCCCCAUGGCAGUGUCAACAAUUCAUACAUUGUCAUCCUGAAGAAGGACCUCUCUCCAGCGCUCAAGGAGAACCAUCUCAACUUCUUGCAGAAUGUGCAUGAUGCAGACCCACUGUUUGCCGAUAUCUCAGGUAUUCAGCAGGUCUAUGACGGUCAUAUCAGCGGAUAUGCUGGCCGCUUCACAGAGGGUGUUGUCGAGCAGCUCAGGACGAUGCCGGAGGUAGAUUACAUUGAGAAGGACCAGAUUGUUCGUACUAUGGAUAUACAGAAGUCUGCUCCAUGGGGGCUUGCACGUAUAAGCCACAGGCCCAGGCUUACUUUCAGCACUUUCACCAAGUAUGAGUAUGACGACCGUGGCGGCGAAGGCGUUGACGUCUACGUCGUUGACACUGGCAUCAACAUUGAUCACGUCGAGUUUGAAGGUCGUGCAACCUGGGGAAAGACUAUCCCACAGAAUGACGUCGACGAGGAUGGAAAUGGCCACGGAUCUCACUGUGCCGGCACCAUCGCUUCUCGCAAGUACGGCGUCGCCAAGAAGGCCAAUGUUAUUGCUGUCAAGGUUCUUGGCUCGAAUGGUAGCGGAACUAUGUCCGACGUUGUUGGUGGCGUCAGCUGGGCAGCGACCCAGGCCAAGAUCAACGCCGAGAAAGCUCUAGCUGAAUAUCAAGCCACUGGAAAGACGAAGCAUAAGGGGUCUGUAGCUAACAUGAGUCUUGGGGGUGGCAAGUCGCGCGCUCUUGAUGAAACUAUCAACGCUUCCGUCAACGGUGGACUUCACUUUGCUGUUGCGGCAGGUAACGACAACAGGGAUGCUUGCAACUACAGCCCUGCUGCUGCCGAGAAUGCUGUAACCGUUGGGGCUUCAACCCUUGGUGAUGAGCGCGCCUACUUUUCCAACCAUGGCUCUUGCGUUGAUGUUUUCGCACCUGGCCUGAACAUCCUCUCCACCUACAAGGGAGGCCGCACAGCCACCUCUACACUCUCUGGUACCUCUAUGGCAUCCCCCCACACCGCUGGUCUCCUCGCUUACCUUUUGUCCAUCUACCCUGAUGAGACCUUCGAUCCUACCUUUGACAGUGAAUUCAACGUGAUCUCCCUCCAGAGCGAGCGCAUUUUCCGUCACCCGUCUUCCCUGUACAGCGUUGCCCACGCCGCUCUGCCACAAUGGAUAUCUAACUUCCUUCCUCCACCUUCCUUAGUGAACGCCGUCGUUGCUCCCAUCCCUAAGAAGCCUGAGACGCUCACGCCACUUCAGCUGAAGAAAGCGCUGCUCAAGCUUUCGAGCUCAGGCCUCCUCACGGAUCUUCCAGAUCGGACCGUGAAUUUGUUGAUCUUCAACAAUGCAACAACAGCCUACUGAGGGGCGUAUUAUAUUUAUCUAUCCAAUUAUCCGUGGAUGGAUAGGUGGUCCGAGUAUUCGCGAUGGAUGCAUUCGGCGUAUCCUUGUCUGUAGUGGUCACAUUUCCGGUUCACGCUCUCUUCUUGCUCUCGGUUUGUUUCCUAUUUGUCCAUUUGUAAUAUAGCGCUAGCAAUCUAUAUAGUAUUCUGCAUACAC